This is a messenger RNA of Sphaeroforma arctica JP610, 369 nucleotides long. RefSeq lists its product as hypothetical. The coding region runs from base 1 to 369 and encodes 122 amino acids. NCBI's taxonomy places the organism in Eukaryota, Ichthyosporea, Ichthyophonida. Gene Ontology annotation, molecular function: GTPase activator activity. The transcript is spliced from 3 exons. The record is from RefSeq and is a predicted model, not a curated record. Gene Ontology annotation, biological process: activation of GTPase activity.
AUGCGUGUGGAACGUGUAAAAGUAUGCAUAAGCCGUUGUACAGUGAUUGUGUUAACGUUUUGCCAUCGCGUACGUACAGAGUCAUCUGUGGACGUGGAGAAGGCCGAUAUCUCAUCUGUCAGUGCGGAGGCGUUGAAUGAGGUUGAAGCGGAUACUUUCUGGUGCCUGAGCAAACUACUGGACGGAAUACAAGACAACUAUACGAGCUCACAACCAGGCAUACAGCGCAAGGUACAUCGUCUGGAAGAGCUAAUGGUACGACUGGACGCAUCAUUACACGACCACUUGGUGAAGCACGACAUACAGUACAUACACUUUGCAUUCCGGUGGAUGAAUUGCAUGCUUAUGCGCGAGAUGCCGCUAUGGUAA